UUUGAAGAAAGACAAAACUGGUUAGAUGGCAGGUUUCGUAGUUAGCAUCAGAUUCAUUUUUCAAGAGAAAAAUAAAUAGUCUGAUCACAAGGGAAAGAAUUGGCAAUUAUAGUUCAUUAUAGGAAGCACUGGACUUGUAAUAAGACUUCUCUCCUCAUAUUCCUAGUUUAGGCUGAAAUUUUAAUGUAUGUAUCAGACAUACAUGUGUCACUGUAUAUAGAAACGUGAAAACAUGAGUUUGAUACAACAGGAAACACAGUUGAUACUUUCUUCUUCAUUCUCAUCUAUCUCCAAACUGCUUUUAUUUCCUCUUGUUUCUCUCUCUGAGAAAUGCCAGCAUUAGAGAGCUUGCAGGAGCAAAUUUGCUAUGUGGAAUGCUGCAUUUGCAAUAUCAUCCUACUUGUAGUUAUCGUUCCUUACAACAGCUUAGCAAUGGUGGUGACAAUCAAUUGCGGCCACUGCGAUAACAUCUUCUCUCUCAACAUGCUACACCUCUUUCCAUCAAUCAACCAGCACCGUAAAUUGGUUGCGGACGAAGAAGAAGAUGAUGAUGAUAAUGACGACGAAGACAGAGAUUAUGUAUGGUGCAACCAUGUUAUCCAGAAACCACCGGAAAAGAAGAAGCGCGGUCCGACUGCAUACAAUCGCUUCAUCAAGUAUGAAAUCAAGAGGCUCAAGGCUGAGCAUCCCAACAUCACUCACAAGGAAGCUUUUAGUGCAGCUGCCAAAAAUUUGGCACAUUGCCCACAAAGAGAGUAUAGAGAUGGACAAGUCAGUGCUUGUGAUGAAGGAGACACAAAUUACCAUGGUCAUGCAAUCCAUUGCCCAUCAUGAGGUGCAUUUUCUUGGCAAUGCUUUCCAUGAAACAAAGGCAUUGAACCACAACACCUUUCUAUUGAAGGGUUCAAUUUCUCGGGCAACGCCAUUCAAAAAGAGAGAAUUGCAAGUGCUGGUUAAGGGGCUUGAUGAAAAUUGAGUUUUAUUUUAUCUCUUUCUUUUUAUAGAUCAUGAAUUGACUUCAUUGAUUACAGUUGGUUGUGCUUUG
This is a messenger RNA of Salvia splendens (bonfire salvia), 1045 nucleotides long. RefSeq names its product protein YABBY 3-like. The record is from RefSeq and is a predicted model, not a curated record. Gene Ontology annotation, biological process: multicellular organism development; plant ovule development; polarity specification of adaxial/abaxial axis. The transcript has 6 exons. NCBI's taxonomy places the organism in Eukaryota, Viridiplantae, Streptophyta, Magnoliopsida, Lamiales, Lamiaceae. Bases 331 to 834 code for a protein of 167 amino acids. Gene Ontology annotation, cellular component: nucleus.